Malaya genurostris is the source of this 2534-nucleotide messenger RNA. RefSeq names its product H(+)/Cl(-) exchange transporter 7 (gene ClC-b). Gene Ontology annotation, biological process: transmembrane transport; chloride transport. Gene Ontology annotation, cellular component: intracellular membrane-bounded organelle; lysosomal membrane. The record is from RefSeq and is a predicted model, not a curated record. NCBI's taxonomy places the organism in Eukaryota, Metazoa, Arthropoda, Insecta, Diptera, Culicidae. The transcript is spliced from 6 exons. Gene Ontology annotation, molecular function: voltage-gated chloride channel activity; protein binding. The coding region runs from base 156 to 2411 and encodes 751 amino acids.
UCAAAACAAAGGCAGCAUUCAUUCAGUCGAUGUUAAGGAAUUCGAGUAAAAGUAUCCAUUUUUUCUGUUUUUAGUUGAGUUAAAUUUUAAAAUGCUUAAGUUCAUAGCUCUGUAAACAGUUCUGCUCUCGACUAUAACUUUUCCAAACGAUAACAAUGUCGAUUAGAACGGCACUACUGCGCAGCAGGGCAUCCUCGACGGAUGACGACAGUCCAAACGAGAACCAAAGAGCCGCAAUGUUACCCGUCGACUUAGCACCGGGCACUUCUGCAAACCAACCCAUAUUCAAAAUUCGGGAGCAGAAAAAGGGUCAUUCUCAGUAUGAAAGUCUGGAUUAUGACGUUUGUGAAAAUGUACUGUGGCAGCAAGAACAUCGGAAGAUCGAACGGUGGUUCACCGUACGGAAGGAUUUCACCCGGUGGAUCGUUUCGAUGCAAAUAGGUGUGGGAACAGCGCUGGUGGCGUGUGGAAUCAACAUCGUAAUCGAUGAGUGCUCUCGGAUUAAAUAUUCGUUUCUGAAGCGCACGGUGGAUCAGAAUUUGUUGAAUGGCGAUCUCAGCAUACCCUAUCUGUACUGGGCACUGACCAACGUUGUACCGGUGAUGAUCGGAGCAGCACUGGUGGCCUUUGUGGAACCGGUUGCUGCUGGAAGCGGCAUUCCGCAGGUCAAAUGUUACCUCAAUGGAGUAAAAAUCCCACGAAUUGUGCGUAUUAAAACACUGGCUGUGAAAGCGGUGGGCGUAGCAACUUCUGUUAUCGGAGGAUUGGCCGGUGGUAAGGAAGGACCGAUGAUACACAGUGGUGCCGUGAUUGCGGCAGGAAUUUCACAAGGUAAAAGCACCACUUUCGGGCGGGACUUCAAGGUGUUCCAGUAUUUUCGGGACGAUCACGAGAAGCGUGAUUUCGUGGUUGGUGGAGCGGCUGCCGGUGUUGCGGCGGCUUUUGGCGCUCCCAUUGGAGGUGUUCUUUUCUCGCUAGAGGAAGCGGCCAGUUUCUGGAAUCAAUCGUUAAUUUGGAGGACAUUUUUUGCAUCCGUCAUCAGUUCAUUUACGCUGAAUCUCGUUCUGUCGGCCUACAAUGGGUUGAGCAGUUUUCACUACCGUGGUUUGUUUAAUUUAGGUGAAUUCGAACCACUGCCGUUCGAAUAUUAUGAACUACCGAUCUUUAUGAUUAUGGGUGUUCUCGGUGGAAUGUUCGGGGCAUUUUGGAACAGUGCCAACACACGCAUCAACAUCUUCCGAGCCCGGUUUAUCAAGUAUCGGUGGGCAAAAGUGCUGGAAGCAGCGUUCGUCGCAUGUGUCGGGGCAACUUGUGCCUGUGCGAUGGCCUAUUCGAUCAACGACUGUCGUCCGCUGGGAAACGACCCUACCGAAACUCCCGUGCAGCUGUUUUGUAAUGACAACGAGUACAAUGCCGCCGCUGCUCUGUGGUUUCAGACACCCGAGGCAUCGGUGAAGGCACUUUUCCAUGACCCACCCGGAUCUCACAACAUUCUCACCUUGAUGAUAUUUGUUUGCAUUUACUAUGUCUUGUCGUGUGUGACGUACGGAUUAAGCGUGUCGCUGGGAAUAUUCAUUCCAACGCUGUUGGUCGGAGCAGCUUGGGGACGUUUGAUGGGAACCAUCGUUGUACUGGCAUUCCCUGCAUCAAGUAUGUUUGUCCACCCAGGAAAGUACGCCCUGAUCGGAGCGGCUGCCCAGCUAGGAGGAACCGUUCGGAUGACACUGAGUUUAACAGUUAUUCUAUUGGAAACGACCGGCAAUAUUGAAUUCGUUUUGCCAAUUAUCGUCACGUUGAUGUCGGCCAAGUGGAUGGGAGAUUUCUUCAAUGAAGGAAUCUACGAUACGCAAAUCAAAACGUCCAAAGUGCCGAUGCUGCCAUGGCAUGUGGAUUCGAAGUUGGAAAAAUGCUUUGCCAGUAACAUCAUGAAUCAGCCGGUGAUUUGCCUUCGCAGGAGAGAGAAAGUAAACUAUAUCAUUGACGUACUGAACAGCACCAGGCACAAUGGUUUUCCGGUGGUAGAUGAUGAUGAAUAUAGUACCCGAGGAAACGGUCGGCUCGUUGGCCUGAUUCUACGUUCUCAGCUAGUUGUAAUUUUGAAACACAGCAUGUACAUAGAAACUCAUCGACACUGGCGGGAUCUGAUCAGUAUCGAACACUUCCGAAAAGAGUAUCCGCGGCACCCAACAAUAAAGGAUCUACGCAUCAGUGAGGAUAAAACCAUAAAAAAUUACACGGUCGAUAUGACGACUUUCAUGAACCCAUCACCGUACAGCGUCGGUCCGGAGACAUCCGUUCCACGUGCCUUCCAACUGUUCCGGGCACAAGGUUUACGUCAUCUUGUAGUAGUUACUCUGGAAAAUCGCGUCCGCGGAAUGAUCACUCGAAAGGACUUCCUAAGAGACUUGUGAUUUAAGCGAGAUACUUUAUUCGGUUGCGUUUAACAUACUAUACUUUUUAAUUUAUGCACGAAAUCUGAUCGUUUAUCGAUUGAUUGUUUUAUUGAAACAACCCAAAUGUGAAUGAUUGCGAGA